AAACGGCAUCCUUGACUUGCCGUUUGUUGAUCAUAGAUCAGUGGCACGAGGCCGUCCAGCGAUCAUUCGUUACUAUCACAUCAAUCCUAUUCAAAUUAUAAUUACGAUACGUGAAACCUGUAUGGCAAACCCGAUGAAGAUGGAACGAAGUGAAAACCGUGCACAAGAAAAAGAGAGUUCAACCAUAGGAGCCAAUAUCGACACUUGGUUUGGCCGCCGGUGACCUCGAUUCCGAAUCCGCUGUCUGUCCUUUCACUUCAAAAGCGAGUCUCAGCGAGCACUCUUUCUCGCACCGGCUUAAUGUCGAAGACACGCGUAUUUCGUAAAGAAAUCUUCAGUUCACUUCUAGAACACCGAUUAGCGAGCAGUUGCCCGUCGCCGGUGCUCCUAGAUUUCACUUUCAUCCAUGGAAGUUAAAUCACGCGCUUGUUGAAUAUAUAAAAUUGGUGCGCACGCAGAGAUUUCCCUUUCAAAAUGAUGAUCGUGAAGAGAGCGAUUUCGCAGCUGCUGCUUUUCAUAGUUUUCUGUGAUCAUGUAAGGAGUUUGAUUAUACCGGAAGAACUUCCAACGAUCCUCUCACUAAUAUAUUCAAAUAUUCCACCAAUUAAGAAAGGAACCGAUUCCAGACUUGGCGUGGGUUUUCGAUUAGGUGAACACGCGGAUUUUCAAAUUCUCGUUGAACUGGGACCCCAGACCGAGACAGAUCCGAUAGGUACAUCCAACGACGCUAAAAGGCGACGAGAUGCGGCAUUUAACGCUGCGAUGAAAGGAGAGCUAGGACCAUUGGCACAAGCGGUGGCUAAAUAUCAAAUCGAGCGUAAAAUCCAGAAGGAAAUGGAUAAACUCAAAGUAAUGGAGGAGAAACUUAAAAAGCUUCAAAUAGAGGAUACAAAAGAUCAAGAUACUGUUUCCAGUAACUGGUUAACAAAGUGGAGGAAGGAGAUGUCACAAUUGUCAAAAGAUAAUAUGCCAUUAAGUUCUGCUCAAAAUGGAGAUGAUAAGAUAAUUCAACAAAGAAUAGGAAAACCGCUGGUUAAAUCCAUCGUUUGAAAGGAUAAAUUGAAAAAGCUAACUAUAUAAACUAUAAUAUAUUUGUCUAUUAUAUAUAUGUAUGUACAUAUGUGCAUGCGUGCAACACUCUCAUGCGUAAAAGUCGCAAAUAUGAAUAACAAGGAAACAUCAGUAUAAAUCUAAUGUUGGUUGAGGAAGUGCAGAUAAAAUAUGGAAUAAAAAAAUAGAAUAAUUUGAAAUAUACGAUAUCUAGCCUAUAUAUCAAAAGUUUUACAACCUAUUAGCGGACAGUACUGGAAUUACUAACUACUAAUAAACCCUUAAUAAUUUAACGUACAAAGCAGCAACGUAGUACGAAGUGUCAUGUAGUUAGUACGUGUAAUUUAAGAUUUUGGAUAUGUCGCUAUAAUACUUGCGUAAGGUUAUCUUAUAAAUUUUUAUUUUACAUCAGUCAAUCUAUUUCACAGGUUCUUAGUCGCUUUUUGUUACAUGUAAAAACUAAUUGUAAGAUAUAGUGUAAUCUAUUGAGCAAGUGUCAUACGGCGUAUAUUAAUUACUAUUAUGUAGGUACAAUAAAGAGGUUAAAAUGGCAA
Messenger RNA from Temnothorax curvispinosus, 1604 nucleotides. RefSeq lists its product as uncharacterized. The transcript is spliced from 6 exons. The record is from RefSeq and is a predicted model, not a curated record. Lineage: Eukaryota; Metazoa; Arthropoda; Insecta; Hymenoptera; Formicidae. Bases 475 to 1050 code for a protein of 191 amino acids.